AUGCCGUUCCAAGAUGUACCAAUAAUGCCAUCUCUGGUACUUGUAACGAAAGACGAUAGAAGGUUAUCAAGUGAGACAGCUGCCACUGAAGACACUGGAAGCACUGCUAGUUUGCCUGUGAAUCCGAUCAAGAUCUACUCAACAAUGAAACAAAGGGCACAGGCGAGAGUGUUGAGUGAGACGGAUGAGGAGACACCGGCCUCUCCCACUCAGUCUGUUGACUCCAAGCUGAACAGAACAAGCUUUGAAUCCAUUCCGUUCUCGCCUGAACAAGCGGCGAAAGCAGCUUAUGCCAUCAUGAAUGGAGAGUCUGUGUCUGAAGUCGAUCUUCUGAAAGAUGAUCCUUCCGUCUCGGAAGGUGGCCUGAACGAUGAAACUUCACUAAACGGGAUCCCCAAGUCCCCCACCAACGUCAGACCAUUAGGCUCCACUCACUCAAGAUCAGUCGGAAGUAUCUCUGCACUCUCUGAGGUUGCCUGUGACAGAUUGUCAAUGAGCUCAGGUUCCACAGGCCGAAGAUCCUACCCAUCUUCCGUAAGAAUAUUGCGCACUCCAGACGGAAGAAGAUUAAACAGGAAAAAUAGGAGCCAAGAUCAGCCUGUACAACCAAGUACUAGCAUGCCCUGCCUUACCUCACUUGAUGAUAGCCAUCAUAGCAAUCAUGGCCAGAGCGAAUCAUUCAAGGCUUCUGCUGCUGCUCCCACAAGUCCAGGUGCUGGAAGCCUCGCUAGUUCACCGGAGAGACCUAGAAAUGAAGAUGAUGAAGAGCGUUCUGCCUCUCGUCGAGGUGUGAGAAUCCUACGAACACCGGAUGGAAGACGGCGAUCGCAGCGAACCGCUGUGACAAGGCACAGCUUUGCAGGUGUCGUUACUACACCCGGUGUUGUUUCAACAAGUGCUGAAGAUGCAAUCUCUCCUUCAAGUCAAGUUUCCAUGGGUAAUCGAAGGAUCCGGUCACAAGGAGCCCUUCCCACAAUUCCCAAGAUUAUUGAUUCUUCGGAACGAGGACAACACAAAGAGGUCAAGUUUAGUUCCGUCAAUGUCCGAUACUAUGAGCGGGUGGUGGAUGUCAAUCCAGCAUGCAGCCAUGGUGUUGCUAUUGGACUUGGAUGGAAGUAUAACAAGAGUAAAAAGCUAUCCUUGAAUGAGUUUGAACUCCAAAAGGGUGGCGUUCGAUACUGUGCGCGGCAGCUGGUGCUUCCCAGAAAUGUUCGAGAAGCAAUUGCCCGGGAAUUUGGCUACACCCAAAAGGACAUUGCCAAGAGUACUCGUGCCAAUCUCAAGUUCCGGAAUGAGCGCAAGCAAACCAUUGACAACUUGUCAAUGAUGCCGGUUGAAGAGAAGAUGGAAGGUGCAAAGAGGAAGAUGAAGAAGGUAUUCAGUUUCCGGCGAAAGAGAGUCGCUUAA
Cylindrotheca closterium is the source of this 1407-nucleotide messenger RNA. Lineage: Eukaryota; Bacillariophyta; Bacillariophyceae; Bacillariales; Bacillariaceae. The record is from the annotation of a GenBank genome assembly.